Molecule: messenger RNA, 132 nt
Organism: Paramecium tetraurelia
Lineage: Eukaryota; Ciliophora; Oligohymenophorea; Peniculida; Parameciidae
Exons: 2
Source: RefSeq, a predicted model, not a curated record
AUGAUUAAGAAGUAAGUUAGAGUUGUAAUUGAAAAAUUAGAAGCUUCUUAGAUAUCAGAAUUUUACAAAGAUGAUAUACAAAAUAGAGAGCUUGAGAGUUUAUAACUAUAAAUUUUAGAGUAACAUGGAUGA